Molecule: messenger RNA, 3267 nt
Organism: Penicillium canescens
Lineage: Eukaryota; Fungi; Ascomycota; Eurotiomycetes; Eurotiales; Aspergillaceae
Exons: 4
Coding region: 1-3267 (1088 amino acids)
Biological process (GO): lipid metabolic process
Molecular function (GO): protein binding; ADP binding
Source: RefSeq, a predicted model, not a curated record
AUGCUCGGACGUUUGGAGAUGGAGGUCGACGACUGUAUCGAAGCCUACCGUCGCUUGAUGAAGCUGGUCUUCAGCGAAAAGGCGAAUAGUCUGCCUGUCGACUGGUCGGGAAAUGUGAAAUCCCAAUAUGAUUCCCGGAAACUGAGAUCGGCGGUUGAGGAUGUUGUUUCGCGAUGUGGUCUGUCUCCCAAUGAUUUGCUGAACGACGGCAAAGUCCGUCCGUGUAGGGUCUUUGUUUGUGCGACAGCAAAAGACACCAUGGAGGUACAGCGAUUGCGAAGCUACAAUUCGUCCGAGGAGAACACGCCUUCGCCUACGAUCUGCGAGGCAGCGUUAGCAACCUCGGCGGCAACAAAAUUCUUCGACCCAGUCUUAAUUGGAGAUCGCCAGUUUAUCGAUGGUGCAUUCGGUGCCAACAACCCCGUGGAGGAAGUCGAAGAGGAAGCCUGCGAUAUCUGGUGUCCCUCAAGUCGAAACUUGAAAGAUUUGGUGAAGUGCUUACUUUCUGUUGGUACUGGGCACACUGGCCAGCAAGGGAUGAAUGAUAAUAUUUUCAAGUUCAUCUCCAAAACGCUCGUCAGAAUGGCCAUAGAGCCCGUCAGCACAAAGCGUCGGUUCAUGGCUCGAUGGCGAAACGAAUGCGAAGGGGGGCGGUGUUUUCGUUUUAGUGUCGAACACGGAUUGGAGGGUGUUCGCAUGACCGAGUAUCACAAACGGCCCUUGAUCGAGACAGCAACUCAAGACUAUCUUCUCCAUGAGAAUCAACAGUCUCAGAUUCGUGAAUGUGUGACAAAUCUGGCAAGAAAAGAGGGUAAAACAAACAUCAAGUUUGAAGCCAUUAUCCAGGAACGCGCAAUGCGCAUCAAGCUUCAGCAUGAUUUUGACAGAUCCCAAAUUGCAAUUCAACUACGGAGGCCGCCUUCCUGGCUUGUACCUUUCGAUAGGAAUCUAUCCUACGUGGAUCGAGAUGUUAUGGUGAAAGUGAAAGAAGUUCUUUUCCGAGACCAUUGUCAACAUGAAAUGGCGAUUUUUGGUCUUGGGGGCGUGGGAAAAUCCCAGAUUGCCAUAGAGCUCGCUUACCAAACACGAGACGAAUACCCAGACUGCUCAGUGUUUUGGAUCCCAGCAAUGAGAUUUGAUAGUAUUCGACAGGCUUUUACCAAGGUUGCUGAAAGCCUACGUAUCAUGCCAGUUGAGUGUAAAGAGAACGAUGUGUUUCCGCUCAUUUGCGAUCAUCUCAGUCAAAGGACUAACGGCCGCUGGCUUCUGAUUUUCGACAAUGCCGAUGACAUUGAGGAAUGGACCGAGAAAUCCACUUCUUCAAGCGUUCAGAUUUCAUUGCGUGACUUUCUCCCUAAGAGCCCGCUGGGCAGCAUUUUCUUCACGACGCGAACUGUUCAAGCUGCUCAAUACUUCGCUUCCCAGGAUGUUCUUCAUAUCCCGGAAAUGGAUGAGCAAGAGGCUACUUGUAUGCUGAAAAAACUCUUGAUAAACCAAGAUCUUAUAAAUGAUGGAAAGACCAUGUGCCAGUUGCUCAAGCGUCUGACCUACCUACCAUUGGCUAUUGUACAAGCAGCAGCUUUCAUCAACCAAAAUUCGACCGACCUUGUACGAUACAUAGCUCUUCUUGAUGGACAAGAGCAGGAUGUUAUCGACCUUUUCAGUGAGGAAUUUGAAGACAAUGGCCGAUACAAAAGCAGCCGGAACCCCGUUGCAGCCACUUGGCUUACCUCAUUCUGCCAAAUUGAAAAUCGGAACCCACUGGCUGCUCGAUAUCUCUCUUUCAUGGCCUGCCUGGACUGUCGUGCUAUUCCAAUAUCCCUGCUCCCAUCUGCAAACUCCCUGGAACAAGAAAAGGCAAUUGGAAUUCUUUGUGCAUACAGCUUUGUUCGUCCGAGACCAGGGGGUCACUGUCUGGAUUUGCAUCGUCUUGUGCAACUUGCUAUGCGGAAUUGUAUGCGGUCAACUAAUGACUGGAAACAGUGGGUGAACUAUGCAAUCAUGGAGACAAGCCAAAAGUUUCCAAGCCCUGAGUCGAAAAACCGCAUUCUAUGGCAGGAGUAUCUGCCCCACAUCCUUCGGCUCCUGCAGCUAAAAUCAAGCCGAUAUAUCUCAAAAGCGUCAUAUAUCUUGAUGUUUAAAGUUUCACGUUGUUUGAUUUUCGACAGCCGGCUUGAGGAGGCUGAAUCUUUGAUGCUGCAGCUUCAACAAGAGUACGGUAGGCAUUCAAGGCCUGAAAGCCUGGUAACGCUAUCCGUUGACCAUAAUUUGGCCAUUAUUUUCUCCCUUCAAGGUCGUCCGCGUGAAGCAGAACAUCUGGCAACGCGUGUCUUGCAAGCACAGCUUAAGUUGGUGGGUCCAGACCAUUCAGAUGUUGCUAUCACUUUGUGCACCCUCGCUUCGAUACAUUUCAGUCUGUCAAACCUACCAGUUGCGGAGUGGCUUGCUGUUGCAGCAAUCAAGGGCUUCAUCAGAAAGAAGGGUGUGGAGUCCUAUCAUAGUUUGACAACAAUUGGUGUCCUGGUUCGCAUAUACAUACAACAAGGCCGCUUGGCCAAUGCGUCUGAAUUGGGUAAUAUCCAUUAUUUGCUCAACAAAAAGGCUACUGGAAUCGAUAGUCCAGAUACCGCGAGCAGUGAAGAGUCUCUGGUGUCGAUAUAUGUCUUACAAGGGCGCUAUGCGGAGGCCGAAAGGCUCUGCAUUCAAUCACUGGAAAAGGUAGAGAAGGUCCUAGGUCGCGCCCAUCAGAGAACCCUUCAAACUAUGAACUAUUUGAUAGGAAUACUUGGCAGCCAGGGCAAGGAUGCGGAUGCUGCUGCUUUGUCCUUAGAGGUAGCUCAAGAGUCUGAGCGAAAUUAUGCCCCGGAUGAUCCAAAGGUCCGGGCGGCGUACCAACAAGUACAGUGGUACACGUCGCUCAAGCCUCUUCAUCAGCGCGUUUUUGAUCGCGUGGCUCAUGCCCGAAAGCCAAGAAGAAUCAUAGCCACCCGAAGACUCCAUCAUCGAGUCAAGCUUUACGGUGGUCUUUAUUGCCCCCGGAGGCCAGUGACUGAUGACACAGCUAUUCAGAUAAUUAAAAAAGCUGUCCUGGCUCUUCCUGGUGGGUUGGAUGGAGUACAAACUGUGCCAGACAAACUGUGCAAUGACCAAGGGUCGGCUGAUAAAAGUUCCGACUUGUUUGAAUUCCCUUAUUACAUGUCCAAUGUUCCACAACCGCAAUUCUGUUUUGGUGGGGGCAUUAGCAUUCUAGCACAUAUUUUCGGCUGA